Messenger RNA from Corapipo altera (White-ruffed manakin), 543 nucleotides. Its product is annotated as speckle-type POZ protein. The record is from RefSeq and is a predicted model, not a curated record. The annotation marks the transcript as partial. Gene Ontology annotation, cellular component: nucleus; cytoplasm. Lineage: Eukaryota; Metazoa; Chordata; Aves; Passeriformes; Pipridae. The transcript has 5 exons. Gene Ontology annotation, biological process: regulation of proteolysis; proteasome-mediated ubiquitin-dependent protein catabolic process. Gene Ontology annotation, molecular function: ubiquitin protein ligase binding.
CCUGGCCCUGACCCCCCUGUCCUCAGAGAGCCAGCGUGCCUAUCGAUUCGUGCAAGGCAAGGACUGGGGCUUCAAGAAAUUCAUCAGGAGAGAUUUCCUGCUGGAUGAGGCCAACGGACUCCUUCCAGAUGACAAACUCACUCUGUUCUGUGAGGUGAGUGUGGUGCAGGACUCAGUGAACAUCUCUGGCCAGAACACCAUGAACAUGGUGAAGGUGCCCGAGUGCCGCCUGGCCGACGAGCUGGGCGGGCUCUGGGAGAACUCGCGGUUCACGGACUGCUGCCUCUGCGUGGCAGGCCAGGAGUUCAAGGGGCACAAAGCCAUCCUGGCAGCGCGUUCCCCAGUGUUCAGCGCCAUGUUUGAGCACGAGAUGGAGGAGAGUAAAAAGAAUCGGGUUGAAAUCAAUGAUGUGGAGCCGGAAGUUUUUAAGGAAAUGAUGUGUUUUAUUUAUACUGGGAAGGCUCCAAAUCUUGACAAAAUGGCUGAUGACUUGCUGGCAGCUGCUGACAAGUACACCCUGGUGUGACAGUGUCUGUGUGACAG